This is a messenger RNA of Rhodamnia argentea, 994 nucleotides long. RefSeq lists its product as uncharacterized. The transcript is spliced from 4 exons. Lineage: Eukaryota; Viridiplantae; Streptophyta; Magnoliopsida; Myrtales; Myrtaceae. The coding region runs from base 324 to 758 and encodes 144 amino acids. The record is from RefSeq and is a predicted model, not a curated record.
CUCUCUUGAGCUCCACAAGCAGAAGGAAAGAGUCGAAGCUGCUCAAUCAAUCUCCAACUUCGUCGAAUUUCGGUGCUCAAACGGUAAGAAAUCGUCGCUUGGUGAUCUCAAGCGCGAAACCGAAACCCUAGAAUCUGCUCGGUUCUGCUUCGAUUUGAGCACCGAGCUUCGUCAAAAUCGUUGAUUCACCUACUGUAGUCGACGGCGAGAAUGCGACGAUUCGCCGAUUUCGAUUUGGCAGGAAUCAUCGGUUGGGCGAGGUUUUUCUGUCUUGUGUAUCGCGAAAUCGCCGCCUGAGAAGGUAGCUUUCGAUUCCGUAGGAAAUGUCGCUUUCUGCCGCUUUCGGCGAGAGGCUGGAACAACUGGACCGGACCAGGAACGAGCGCCUCUCUCUCCUCCAGGCGGAGAGAGAACUGCAAGCCGCCAAAUCGCUGGUCCUGGAGUCGAAGCGUGCGGGCAUGAGGUCAAUGGAGGAGAGGUGCUUGAGGCUCGAGCGGAGCCUGGCUUUGCAGAGCUUGAAGAUCUCGGCUCUCGAAUCUGAGAUUGCCGCUCUCGAUGCCAAGUAUAACAACAAUGUGCAGCAAUUGAGGGCAUUGAAGUGCGACGUUGAGGAGCUCGAGGAGGUGGAGAAGGAGAAAGAGGGUUUCUACCGAGCUCGGACCAGUGAAAUGAAGGAUUUUAAAGAAUCUACAAACAGAUUCAUUGUGGAUUGCCACAUUCGCGUAGAGGAAUUAAGAGAUGAACUAAAUGGGCUGUAGACGAACGUUUCUUCACCGGAGCGGCUGGAGGAAGCCAUGUUUAAAAAGCUCGAGAGAUUCUGAUGAAUUAAGGCACUUUGGUCUUAAAAGUCCUGGUCAGCCUUCUGGUCUUAGAAGUAACUGGGUCAUGCGGGAAGAAAAGUAUUGAUGAACGCUUCAAGCCUUGAGCAACUCCUCUAGAUUUCCCAUUGAAAAGUCAACUUCUUUAGAUUGGUUGGACGACGACAAAGCCGGGG